AUGAAAAAACUAAUAUUUUUCGUCUCUGCUUCAGCAGCAAUAAUACCCUUUUUUUACGAUAACUCAAGUCCCAAAACACCAAGACAACUGAACGGCCUGCCAGACAGCUCAUUUUCUACAGACGAAAUACGCAAUGGUGGUGAGCUUCUUUAUAUAGUCGGCAUCUUCUAUACCUUAUUUGGAAUCCGAGAAGUCUGCUCUAGCUAUUUUAUGCCCAUUAUUGACUACAUUGUAAAUAAAUACUCUAUUUCCCCUGAUGUCGCUGGUGCAACUUUGAUGGCCUUAGGGAACUCUGCCCCUGAAAUCUUUAUCUGUUUCAUGAGUACGUUUAUUACGAAUGGUACAAUCGGAUUUUCAACUAUUAUAGGCUCUGGAGCAUUCAAUGCAAUACUUCUAGUCGGAAUCUGCGCUAUGAGUGCAAAAUCAGUUUUCGAGCUCCAGUGGUGACAAGUGGUGAGGGAUUUUAUGUUUAAUAUCGUCUUAUUAAGUCUUUUGUUGUUAUUCUGAAGCAACUUGUUUAUUGACUGAUAUGAGGGGAUAGUGCUUAUUCUUGUGUAUUUACUUUAUGCGUACUUUAUGAAGUAUAAUGGGCCGAUUGAGAGAUUUGUAAAAAAAAAUUUAUAUAUAAAUAAAAUGGCAUUCGGUUCGAGAGAAAUUAGCUCUGCUAAUUUUCUCUCCCUCAUGGAAUUUUAUUUAUAGGGUUAGGUUUUCACUCGAGAACUUCUGGACAGCAAUAGAAGUUUAACUCUGGGGAUAACCAGAGGAACCACUCCUCAGUCCACUCAAGAUUUCGGGCUUUUACCUCUCAGCACAUCCCCACGGGAGGAUGACCCUUAGGCGGCGGAAAACGCGCAGGAGCUGAGUCGAGUGACAAGGGCGACGGCAACGCGCCGGGUGAGAUGUGCAGCAAGGCUGGUGAAGCAGGAGUUGAUAGAAGGCUUGGAUGGGGCUGACCCGUGCCAAGAUGGCUCGCUUACGUCACUAGUUUUUGCCAUAGGCCCUUUUGGGCUGCGGCACUAGACACCUUAAACACCAGAUAAUUAAGUAAGUAAGUAAGUAAAAAAAAAUUUAAAUUUGCCGUAUGAAGGAGAUGAAGUUGACUUUAAGCCGCUUCCUGAAAAAGCGUUUAUAGUGAGAAGGGAUUCAGUUUCUGACCUUGAAGCGUAUAUAUAGCUCCUGAUUCAUUUUUGAGUCAUCAAAAAGGCUUUCGGCCAAAAUUGUCGAUUUCAAAAAAAAAGCAACUGCCAGAUUGGCAAACCAAAUCAUUUUAGCAAUCUUUUAAACCUCCAGUUAACAGAAAUCUCUGUGCAAAAACUCAAAAUUAUGCUUAAAUGCUCUAAAACUCUAUAAGGAUGCUUAACCUAUACCUCAAGAGCUCAAUUUCAAUAGAGGAAUCCUAGCAAAAAUGAAAAAAAAUGCCGAGCUUCAAAUAGUCAAAAAUGACUCAGCAGAAAACACAGAAAUUAGAACUAGAUUUAAAUAUAGUGUCUAUUUGAUUUUAAGAGCCAUCGAAGAGAAGAAAAAAUGCUCAAAACGGUUAAGAGAGCAAAGAGGGUUGAUAUAUCCUUACAAACACGAAGUUUUUAAUAGAGAAGAAAGUAUGGAAGGAAUGGCAAAAAUUAGAAAGCUACAAACGAUUGAAGAGAAAAAAGAAAUUUUUUCUGAAGUCAGAGCUUCACGAUCAUUAUUAAAGAGAGUUUUGAUAUGACUGAUGUUGCCACUUAAACUUUGCCUUAGAUUAUCUAUUCCAAACAUAAGCAAUCAUCCAAAGCUGUGGCUUAUUUCUAUGAUGAUGUCGCUAACUUGGAUUGGAGGUCUUAGUUUUUUACUAGUUUGAUGGACAACUGAUGUAGGAGUUGCUCUUGGGAUUCCCGAAAGUGUGCUUGGGAUUAUUAUACCUAUUUAAAAGGAUUAUUUUUUAAAAAAAAAAAUUCUAGAGAUUAUAUAUGAUAGGGUUUCAUCAUUAUAUUUUGGUAUAUUUUAGCAAUGGGAGUAUCAAUACCAGAUCUCUUGAACUCUCUCAAAGUCACUAUAGAGGGUCAUGGAGAUAUGGCACUAUCUGGAUGUAUAGGGUCUAACAUCCUAAACAUAGGGAUAGGAAUAGGAGUUCCAUGCUUCUUCGAAGCUGUGAUAAAUGAACCUAUUAAUAUCCCAGUUGAUUUAUACAUGGCUGAAUACCUCAUGAUGAGCAUAUUUGGGACUUCUUAUAUAUUUCUAGCCGGCUUCAAAUUUCAAUUAUCACAGCACUUUGGAAUUGUAAUGUUCUUUUUUUAUGCUACUUUCUUGACCUUAUUUCUAGUGUUUGAAUUUUUGAAAAUACAUUAA
Messenger RNA from Blepharisma stoltei, 2325 nucleotides. The record is from the annotation of a GenBank genome assembly. Lineage: Eukaryota; Ciliophora; Heterotrichea; Heterotrichida; Blepharismidae.